UGGAUAAGUGAUUCAAAGAAACAAUUCAAAUGUGUUAAACUAUUUUUUAUCUUCCUAGUCUCUCGUUUUUUUAAAAUAAAAUUAUUAAACAUUAAGAAUGAUAACUAAAUUCACAAUUUUAGCGCUGAAUUUAGUAACCAUUUUAAGUUAUAAAACUUACGGUUAUGUCGUUUAUUGUCCCUGUAUGGGUAGAUUUGGCAACCAAGCUGAUAACUUUUUAGGAGCAUUAGCAUUUAGUAAAGCUAUCAACAGAACACUUGUAUUACCACCCUGGGUUGAAUAUAGAUAUGGAGAGGUGAAAUCUAUACAAGUUCCGUUUGACACCUAUUUUAAUAUUGAUCCUUUAAAAAAAUACAAUUAUGUUAUAACCAUGAACGCUUUUAUGGAAAACAUUGCGCCAGUUAUAUGGCCACCACAAAAUAGAAUCUCAUUUUGCUAUACAGAGAGAAUUGGUGAAAUAGAUAAAAGUUGCAAUGCAAAGUCUGGUAAUCCUUUUGGACCAUUUUGGAAUACUUUUGAUAUUGAUUUUGUUAAAUCUGAAUUUUAUGGACCCUUAAACUAUGAUGCUCAUAAUAGUAAAAUGAUGGAAUCUUGGACACAUAAAUAUCCAAUUGAUCAAUGGCCUGUAUUAGCAUUUACUGGUGCACCAGCAAGCUUUCCAGUUCAACAUGAAAAUGUACAUCUACAAAAGUAUUUAACAUGGAGCAGUGAAAUUCUAAGCAAAUCAAGGUUAUUUAUUAAGAAGAAUAUGAAUAAUGGUGGGUUUCUGGGAAUACAUUUAAGGAAUGGCCAAGAUUGGGUAAAAGCUUGUCAACACAUACCAGAUAGUCCAAAACUGUUUUCAGCACCACAAUGUGUUGGAUAUAAAAAUGAAAAGGGAAAAUUAACUUCAUCAAUGUGCCUGCCACAUAAAAGUGACAUAAUCAAACAAGUCAAAAGAGCUCUUAAAAAAUUCAAAGAUAUUAAGUAUGUUUUUGUUGCAUCUGACUCCAACCAUAUGAUUGAAGACUUACAAAGCUCCCUUAAGAAUUCGGAAAUAACUGUACUAAGACUUCAACCUAGUAAUCCACAUCUGGAUUUAGCUGUUUUAGGCCAAGCAAAUUAUUUUAUUGGUAACUGUGUAUCAUCAUUCACAGCAUUUGUUAAACGAGAAAGAGAUACUAAAGGAUUACCCUCUGAAUUUUGGUCCUUUCCUGAUAGAAAAAAAUCUAAACAUGAAGAACUUUAAUAAGUGUAUACUUGAGUAAGGGAAACGUUCAGAAUGAAACUGAAAUGUUGCCACAGAAUAUCGCUAAACAAAACACUAAAUGAUGAAGAAAGGAUGAAGGUAACAGCAGUGUCAAUCUUUAAAAAGAAUUAAAGAUAAUUAAUAAGAAGGCAAGAAUGAUUCUACUUGAGCCAUAUAUAUAUAUAUAUAUAU
Molecule: messenger RNA, 1420 nt
Organism: Pararge aegeria (speckled wood butterfly)
Lineage: Eukaryota; Metazoa; Arthropoda; Insecta; Lepidoptera; Nymphalidae
Gene: pofut1
Product: GDP-fucose protein O-fucosyltransferase 1
Exons: 4
Coding region: 98-1228 (376 amino acids)
Biological process (GO): protein O-linked glycosylation via fucose; Notch signaling pathway
Molecular function (GO): peptide-O-fucosyltransferase activity
Source: RefSeq, a predicted model, not a curated record